UGCUGAAAUUAAUAUCUAAGUAUAAAAUCAAGAUUAUAUUUAAAAAUUUGUGAUAUCCUGUUAUAUCAUUCACUAUUUAUUAAAUAAACUGCAUAAACUUAAGAAUCAUAAUGACAAAUAGUUCAAGGUAUUUAGGAUAUCAUAGUAACAUAAAUAGGGAAUAUUUAACAGAUGGAGAUGAUAGUCACCGUGCACCAUCAGAUCGUACAAUCUCUGAAUAUAUUGUGUCAACUGAUCAUACUACAAUGAUAAAAUCAAUGAAAAAAGACCAUCCAGAAAAAUAUGAAAAAGAAGAAGGAAGACAAUUACAAAAUAUACACAAUAGUCGUGGUUCUGUAUUAUCUGGAUCUUCAAGACAUAGUCUUCAUCCUCUUAGUAAAAGUACUUCGCAUGGCAGUAUAUGUGAUAAUAGUUCAGAUAUAUAUGUUACAAGUGCAGCAUACAGAGGAACUUCAGAUAUAAGCCAUAUAUCACAUCACAGUCUAACACCAAGUUCAAGAUUAGGACAUCGUGCACCUAGUCAUUGUAGUUAUGGUUCUGCAAAGUCAGUAAAAUCUCAUACAUCUAGAAAAGAUGGUAUUAUUAUAGAAACUAUGUCAACACCUAAUCCCUUUUGUCCAAAUACCAAAGGAGUUUGUUGUCUCAUGUUACUUCUUAAUCUUGGUUUAAUUCUUGUUACAUUAGGUUUUGUUAUAGUAAUUCAAUUUUUUCAACCAUUAGUCGUUUGGAUUUUGGGAAUAGUAUUUCUUGUCUUUGGAUUUUUAACAUUGAUAGGAAGUCUUAUAUACUGUGUCCAUGUAUUUCGAAAUGCAAAACAUCCACAUGAUAUUAAUCCAGAAGAUCUUUAUUGGACACGAUAUUGGCAAGGACAUGUUGGUUCAGCACCUGAAGUAUAUUACAAGGCAGAAGAUAAAUAUCAUGAUGAUGGAUAUAGUGAUCGUUUGAGUAAAUAUUCACAUAAAUAUUAUGAUCGGCAAAGAUAUUGA
Eufriesea mexicana is the source of this 986-nucleotide messenger RNA. RefSeq lists its product as uncharacterized. The record is from RefSeq and is a predicted model, not a curated record. Bases 111 to 986 code for a protein of 291 amino acids. The transcript is spliced from 5 exons. Lineage: Eukaryota; Metazoa; Arthropoda; Insecta; Hymenoptera; Apidae.